AUGCCAACGCUUCCUCCCCCCAAAGUAUUUUGCAGAUCCACCACCGCGCUGGAAACAAUUCAUCAGAGGCUGGAUGCCCUGGAUGCCGCUGAUCUCUCGGCGUUCUACGGUCGUCUUCUGGUACUAACGGGUUUCAGCUGGGCUGUUCGUACCGCGGAGCUUGUGCUCUUCACCUUCACCCGAGAUCUUAUCGACAGCGACAUCGGCAUGGGAACCACGGCAUUGCAAACACUAGGCAUGGGCGAGUUCGUCGGAGCUGCCAUUGGAGGACCGCUUUUCGGCUAUUUGGCGGACUACCGAGGCCGGCGUUUGGCUCUGUUGCUGGCUAUGGCAUUGUCGCUGGCAGGGCUGGCACUGUCUGCCAUAGCCACCCGCGACUACAUCUUGAUCAUCGCGAGGAUUGUUGCGGGAGCUGGGCUAGGUGGAGAGCUGCCGGCAGCAAUUGUGCUGGUGCAGGAGCUGUCCCCCAAAUCGAUGCGAGGUCAUCUGGUGGCAUGCCUCGAGGCCUUCGGAGGUAUUGGGGGGAUUGUCGGUGCGGCGCUGGCCUUUGAGUUGGCGCCGCAGUUUGGGUGGAGAAACACGUACUGGAUUAUCUGUGCCUGCGGAUUAUACACGGCGGCGCUGCGGUUCGGCAUCCCGGAAUCUCCUCGGUGGUUGGCGAGUGUGGGGCGUGAGGAUGAAGCCCUCAAGGCUCCCUCUACGUUUGACAAGCCCGUGCAUACACUGGCGCUUUGGACACUGUGGUCGGCGAUGACUUUAUCGUCGUAUGCGUUGGGCGUGUACGUUCCGACGCUUAUUAGCAUGUCAGGAUUCAACAUGUACGAGGGCUGGGUCGGGAUUGUGUUGCUGCAUGGAUCGCAAAUUGUUGGUUGCAUCCUGGCUUCAAGGCUAUUGAGAGCGCGUGGUCACAAGCAAGCUCUGGCUUGCUUUGCGACGCUGGUGUCGAUUGUCGCGAUCAUCUUGAGCUACGCGCCGUGGAACUGUGCUGCGGUAGUGGUGGGCACUUGCUCCGUGUCUCUCCUGCUGGCGGGUGCGUGGAGUUGCGUACUUGCCUACAGCCCCAGCAACUACCGAACUGCCGUGCGCGCUCGUGGGGUGUCGUAUGCUUUCGGCUUUAGUCGCCUUGCUGCUGCUGGAGGACUGCUGCUCUACCCUCACAUGUUCAAUGUGUGGCUGAUGUCGGUGUCUUCUAUCAUCUGGGUCUUCACGGGGUUGCUGGCUGCCACGGUGUUGGGUUUUGUAGUUCCGUGGGGGUUCAACGCACCGAAUUAUGGAUAUUGCUCCAUACACGAGGCCCCCCAGCUUGAAAUUGACCCGUAG
Molecule: messenger RNA, 1320 nt
Organism: Phytophthora sojae
Lineage: Eukaryota; Oomycota; Peronosporomycetes; Peronosporales; Peronosporaceae
Exons: 2
Coding region: 1-1320 (439 amino acids)
Biological process (GO): transmembrane transport
Cellular component (GO): membrane
Molecular function (GO): transmembrane transporter activity
Source: RefSeq, a predicted model, not a curated record